AUGCUAGGCACUUCACCACGGCCACGGGAGCCUGCUGUGAUGCAUCCCGACGAAGAAAUUUGGAACGGUGUUCUACUCGAGCUGGACGAUGAGGAGAUUGCUAACGAUUUAGUUCGUGUUGCGGCUGCCAGCAGAGCUGUAGAAGAAGCUCCUAUGUGCCCGCCAAGGUUUUCCUCUUUGGAAUACAAAGAUAACCAUACCUACAACACUGAUUCUAUGAAUCAUCUCCGAAGAGACGCACAAUUGGUCGACAUCAGUGCGCCAUGUUCGAACGGAAACGGUCGAUAUUCGCCAGAUGAAUCCUCUAUUGCGCUGCUAGAAUAUCCCACAAUCGGUUUCAAAUUUGACUUGUACCAACCGGAAAUGGAUCCGUCAAAAGUUCAAAUUGAACGCGGUACAUUACUCAAGCCAUUAUCGGAACUGGACGAUCCGAGAGUAAUCACCUUUCUGAAGCGAGAGCAAGAAGAAUUGCGUCGAAAGGAUGCCCUUCUAGCUCGCGACGUCCUUUCCUCGAAUGUUUACGCAGUCGUUCCCAAAACUGAUGUGAUGCGUCUGACUGAUGAUCAAGCAAUACUCCUCCUUGCCAUUGGAGACACCGAACGACGCGUCCAACUCUACCACGAUUUUGAAACAUUUGACUUCGUCAGAGGGCUGCGAAAAGGUGACACGGUAUUCGUUGAAGAUUUUGACAAAAUGUACAGCGGACGUAUUAGCAGAAUUGGAGAGCGACCGUAUGCUUAUGGCACGUGGUUCAACGUGGAGAUUCCGAACUGGGACAUGAAUGGGUCGGAAUGGUCGGCACCUCCACGAUAUAUUUAUGCGAAUGCGGGUCAAUUGCACAAACCGAAUAGCUCUACUGUAGUUGAGAACAGGGUAGUAAUGCCUAGUGAACCUCGUGUGAUACCGAUUCGUCGGCUAGAUACGGGCUAUGAACCUCGGCGGGGCACCGCAUCAUCUGCAUCGGACUCUUAUGGGAACGAGCUCAUUUCCUGGAAUGAUGACUCGCGGUAUGACAGAAGGCGAAAACCAGAUUUCAUCGACAGCUACGAUGAGGUGGAACCAAACCAUUUCCGGGAAAGAGAAAUCAGAGACAGAGAAACUCGAAAUCGUAGCCGACCUCAUCAGACUCCGGCUAGAAGCCAAAGCUCCCACGCAGUAGCUGUUCACGACAGAACUUUCAGGGUCGACGACCCGGUGAGCACUGGUGGAGCGAUGGUUGGUGACCGAUGUGUUUGGGUUUCUGAAGGUGUACCACACAAGGGAACCAUUAAGUUCAUAGGACAUCUAAAGGGACAUAGCAAUUUGUACGCUGGUGUUGACUUUGAUGAGAAAGUUGGAAAAGGCACUGGCGUAUUCCAAGGCGAGGUGUUGUUCCAAACACCGGAAAAUCAUGCAGGCUUCGUGCUGCUUUCUGCUCUGGAAAUUAUUCCGCGAUCUCUGGCUGUGAGUGCGACUGCAAAUAAUCGUCAUAUCUCGCUGGUACAAAAGCAGGCAUCGGCGGAAUCGCUUCGUGAUAUGCCCUCACCUCCGGUACCACCACGACCUAUAAUGAGAGCUGAGGAUUACAUGAUUGAUUCGUUUACCGUAGGAAGUUGUGUGGAAGUGUGUCACCUUGGCGCAUGUCGAUCUGGCGUAAUUCGUUGGAUUGGGGAUGCAAUGAGCGACGAUCAUGAUCAUAUAGAGAAGAGUGCGGUAGUAGAAUUGGAUGAUGUUUCACCGUCAGGAUGGCGACCGGCUUACGAAGCACCGAUGUCUAGUGCUGCAGGAGUGGUGAACGGUGUGUUGGUGCCAACAUCAGCACUACGAAGGGAUCGUCGAGUUGACCACGGAGGUCCGAAUGAUAACAGAGGCUCCCCCAAUCAAGCUCGAACUGAUUUUGGCAGUAUCGAUAGCGGUGUUGAACCGACGAAAUGCGAACCAUGGCGUGUUACCGAUGAUCUUGUCGGCCGAAUGAAAGGCAUACAAGGGCACAGGAACAGUUGCUAUCUAGAUGCGACUUUGUAUGCGAUGUUUGUGCAAAGCACAGCGUUCGAUAGGUUGCUUGAUCGACCGGCGAACAGAGAAGACAUUCCACAGUAUCGGGAACUACAAAGGUUGCUGGCAACGGAGGUGGUGUACCCGUUGAGAAAAUUCCAUUACGUCCGAGCGGAUCACAUCAUGAAAGUACGUGAACUUCUGGCUAAGGCACUACCUCAUAUGCGAGGACUUACAAGCGAAGAGAAGGAUCCGGAAGAAGUGCUAACUGCUUUGUUUGGUCAACUGCUAAAAGCACCACCACUAGUGGAACUGAUUAAUCUCAAAGAUAACAAAGUUGAUCGCACGUAUCUCUGCCCACUGAUUGUAGACGACUGGACUGCUGGAGUGGCAACUACGCAGCAUCUUCUUGAACGAUCCAUGCGUUCUGCAAAUAUAAAAUUUGCGUACCCACCGAAGACGCUUAUUCUACAGCUGCCUCGAUAUGGUCAACAGAAAUUAUUCGACAAGAUUCUGCCAUUGGAACGUAUAGAAAUCACUGGACUGGUGAAUAACGCGGUGCAAGCUUGUCAUGGAUGUGGGAAACCAGCUGAAGGAAUGUGUCCAGAAUGCUUCUUAUGCAAGCGGAUCACGCUUUCAGAGGUGUCAUACUGCGUACCAUGUGCGAACCGUGUGCACUAUAACGCUGGUGAACAAGAUCACGCAAUCCGACUCUUUUAUCCAAGCGGACGUCCUGUUAAAAAGCCGGCGUGUCAUCGCAUGGUACUGUCAGCUGUGUUAUGUAUCGAAACGUCGCACUAUGUGGCAUUCGUGCGUUCAUUAUCAGGUCGUUGGAUAUUCUUCGACUCGAUGGCUGAUCGAGAAGGUCUUAGUGAUGGUUUUAAUGUGCCACAGGUAAUGGAACAAUGA
Messenger RNA from Necator americanus (New World hookworm), 2883 nucleotides. RefSeq lists its product as uncharacterized. The coding region runs from base 1 to 2883 and encodes 960 amino acids. The record is from RefSeq and is a predicted model, not a curated record. Gene Ontology annotation, biological process: protein K63-linked deubiquitination. Gene Ontology annotation, cellular component: cytosol. The transcript has 22 exons. NCBI's taxonomy places the organism in Eukaryota, Metazoa, Nematoda, Chromadorea, Rhabditida, Ancylostomatidae. Gene Ontology annotation, molecular function: cysteine-type deubiquitinase activity; K63-linked deubiquitinase activity.